Molecule: messenger RNA, 4923 nt
Organism: Osmia lignaria (orchard mason bee)
Lineage: Eukaryota; Metazoa; Arthropoda; Insecta; Hymenoptera; Megachilidae
Gene: Mad
Product: mothers against decapentaplegic homolog 1
Biological process (GO): cell differentiation; anatomical structure morphogenesis; BMP signaling pathway
Cellular component (GO): heteromeric SMAD protein complex
Molecular function (GO): DNA-binding transcription factor activity, RNA polymerase II-specific; RNA polymerase II cis-regulatory region sequence-specific DNA binding; I-SMAD binding
Source: RefSeq, a predicted model, not a curated record
CAUUGUCGUUGCGUAGUGCGAUGAGUGCAUAUUACUGUUGUACGUAAACGUAUACAUAAAUUAUGUUUACAUGUUAGAAAUAAAGUGUAUAAAAGACGUUUAUUUUUCAACAGAAGAAUAUAAUAAUAGAAGAACUUGACAAAUCGUGUUUAAUUUUUGGUGAGUACGCAAGAAGGUCUGUGAGUAAAUACUUCCUGAAAUUCUAAAAGUUCUCUAUACUAUUGCUUGUUGUAAAUGCCCUGACUCUGCCACUGAAAGGAGUGAAAGAGAUAGAGAUUGAAAGGUUGGCGUCAAGAAUGUGGUAACAGGAGUGGGAGAUUGUAGUAAAAACAAUGCUGGAUCGCUAGGCAAUUCUACGUUGUUUAGAAACGGAAGAACUAUAUAAAACAUAGGUGUAGAUUAUAUAUUACAGUAUUUUUUAACAUGGAUGAUGAAGAGGGAUCCUCAAGUUCUGGACCUAUGUCUUCAUUGAAUAGCUUAUUUUCAUUCACUAGUCCUGCUGUUAAGAAGUUACUUGGAUGGAAACAGGGUGAUGAAGAGGAAAAGUGGGCAGAGAAGGCAGUUGAUUCUUUAGUAAAAAAAUUAAAAAAGCGAAAAGGUGCAAUAGAAGAACUAGAACGUGCUUUAAGCUGCCCAGGUACACCUAGUAAAUGUGUAACAAUUCCAAGAAGCUUAGAUGGAAGAUUGCAAGUUUCACACCGUAAAGGUUUACCACAUGUAAUUUAUUGUCGAGUAUGGAGAUGGCCGGAUUUGCAAUCGCACCAUGAACUUAAACCAUUGGAAUUAUGUCAAUACCCUUUUUCUGCAAAACAGAAAGAAGUUUGCAUUAAUCCUUAUCAUUAUAAAAGAGUGGAGAGUCCAGUAUUACCACCGGUACUGGUACCUAGACAUUCAGAAUAUGCUCCUGGACAUUCAUUAUUGCCAUUUCAACAAAUAGCAGAACCAACAAUGCCACAUAAUGUAUCCUACUCAUCCAGUGGAUUUAAUGCUGGAUCUACUGGUGGUGUAAAUCCAACUUCACCUAUGUCUUCUGUUGGAUCUGUUCCCAGUCCAGGAAGUACAACAUCGCCAAAUCCACAAAGUCCGUAUGGUACUAAUGGAUUGCCAGAAACACCACCUCCAGCAUAUUCUCCGCCAGAAGAUGGUUCACAGCCUGGACAAUCACCACCACCAGAUCCAGUGGCAAUGGAUACAAGUGGAUCAGCUGAAGUAGCACCUGUGUGCUACCAAGAACCACCUUAUUGGGCCUCUAUUGCAUAUUAUGAAUUAAACUGUAGAGUGGGUGAAGUAUUUCACUGUCAUUCUCAUUCUGUUAUUGUGGAUGGCUUUACAAAUCCGAGUAACAACUCUGAUCGUUUUUGUCUUGGACAAUUGUCUAAUGUAAAUCGAAACUCAACUAUUGAAAAUACAAGAAGACACAUAGGAAAAGGAGUACACCUUUAUUAUGUAGGUGGUGAAGUUUAUGCAGAAUGUUUGUCUGAUUCUGCUAUAUUUGUGCAAUCUAGAAAUUGUAAUCAUCAUCAUGGAUUUCAUCCUAGUACAGUUUGUAAGAUUCCACCAGGAUGUUCACUGAAAAUAUUUAAUAAUCAAGAGUUUGCUCAGCUGCUCUCACAAAGUGUUAAUCAUGGUUUUGAAGCAGUAUAUGAGUUAACAAAAAUGUGUACUAUAAGAAUGUCAUUUGUUAAAGGCUGGGGUGCCGAGUAUCAUCGACAAGAUGUUACAUCAACACCUUGUUGGAUUGAAGCACACUUACAUGGACCCUUACAGUGGUUGGAUAAAGUGUUGACACAAAUGGGUUCUCCCCACAAUGCUAUAAGUUCUGUAUCAUAAUUUGUGCUUCAUGUUUAAUAGGAAGAAGAUAAAAUAGUGAUAUGUAGGUAAAAACCAGAUUCAAGAGCAGUUUUUAAUAUUAAAUAGUGCGAUAGUAAUAUAGACAUUGAAAGAGAUUUAAAAAAAAAAUAGAAGAAAUGGUAAGUGAAAAAAAAAUGCUGUCCCAAUAUGAGACCUAUUUCGUAUAAGCAUAAUGAAGAAAGUUGAUAAUAUAAUUUGUAUGAAAGUAACGGAUUGCAAAAGUCAAUAAGUAUUGAAUGUGAUCCUUAGUAAGAAAAAAAUUUCAGAGAUCAUAAUGUGCGCAUAAAAGCUGUACAAUUUUUUGGCUGUUACAUAGGAAAGGAAUUCUAGUAAAAAUAUAACGUCUUACAUAUAUAAGAAAAAUCAUAUUUUUCAAAUAUAUUCAACUACAUUUAAUACAUUAUUUUAUAUGGAAAAUUGUUAUGAAAAUGUUUCCUAAUGCUAUAUCAUGAAUGGCUUCGUUAGUUUGCUAUUUAAGAUGUAUAUGAAAAUUACAAAUUGAAAAACAAAUCAGCUAAACUGAAACGACAACAAUUAGAAGCUAAUAGAAAUCAAUGAUUUAAAUUUCAAUCAAAUAACAUUAUGACAUUCACGGUUUUAAAAAUAAUAUGCAUGCUUUUGAAGCAUCUGAUUUAUGCCUAAACAAACCUUAGAUUAUUGAAAUUUACUACUAUAAUGAAGACUAUAAUAUAAAUGUAAUUAAUUUCGAUUUUACUAAUGAAAAUGCAAUUAAUAUUUCAAUAUAGACAUCAGAUGCUGAUCUCACGUUAACAUUUGAAAGUUAACUGCAUCCGAUGACAUAUUGAAAUAUUAAAUAUAUUCGAUAAUGCGUAUGAAAAAUAAAAAAUAUUUUUUGUGCAAUGUUCCCUAACAUUCGUGUAAUGUAAGCCUUUGGAUGUAGCCUUAUAAGAAACUAAUGUGACAACUAACAUAGAGUCAUAUUUGCAGCUUGUCAAAUUUGAAAGUAAUAUAAGAAUUAUACAUUAACUUUGCACUUUUCAGAAGUAUUUGUAAAUUUUAAACUUUAAACAGAAGUUAAUGUACAUAUGAAAAAGAAAGUAUAUCAAUUACGUGCAUGGUAUUGUGUGCAAUUUAAACGAUUGGUAUUACAUUUUGUAAAAAAUCGAAAAGGUUUUAUUAGUUGAAUUCUGAAAAGUGCCAAAAUCGUAUGUAUGUGAUGCUUUAUCUUUCUCAAAUUAAACUAGUUAUUUCUGUAAAUAAACAGACAAUAUAAGCCUUGACGAUAAAAAAUAAACGUUGAAUUUUGCAUAAAAAAUAUUCGGUUAUAAAAAACAUGUUACUGUAAACUUUAGAAUAAUAAAUAUACGUGUUCUGUGAGAGUACCAUUACAAUAUUGAACGUACCGAAUCAUCUAUCGCAUACAUGCGGUAAUGAGCUAGAAAGGUCAUGAAUAUUUAGUUGAGAUUAAAUAAAAAUUAAAAAACGUGGGGAAGUGUCAUAAGCGUCAACAAAUCAUUAUAAAUAAUGCUCUUGUCCGUGUCUUUUUAUGUAAUUUAUAACAGAAGAACAGUUUACCUACACUGACUACUUUAUUAAUUUUGCUUAAUUAAGAUACACAGGUAUUACUGAAAAAAAGCACAAAUUUUUGACCUCAAUGUUGUAAUCGGAAAUACCUGUGAUGUGAUUUGUAUUCGAAUGAUCUUCUGGCUUGAUGAUAACUUCAUAGUUAUUUUACAAAUUAUUUUUUUUUUAUGUAUAUUCUACGUAUGUAUAUUUCAAUUACAAGUAUGAAGACGGUAUACGGAUCAUAAUAACGUUAUCUAAGAGUACUUGAGAACUGUGGAACAGAAGUCACUGCCGCUUGCUCUUACUUAUUUGUCGAUGUACCUAGCUGUGAUUCUUUGCUACCAAAUUUAGCAAAUUAUGUGUGGGUGAUCAGCGAUGCUCUAUAUUUGCACUAUUGAAUCAAUGAAGAUGAGUAUUUGAAUUGAUUAAAAAAAAUGCCAAUCGUACAAGGAAAUGUGACAAUAAACCUACGUUCUAAACAAGAGAAAGGUCUUUUUACAACGAGGAAUAAAGAUAUUCACUCAUUAGAACGUUAUCUUAUCGUACCAUUUACCGUUUUGUUCAUGAUCACCUGUUAAAUCUGUUUAGUUAAGAAAGAAAAAAGACAAUACUUCUUUUUAUUGAAACAAUGCUGUAAUUGGUAUUGAUAAAGUUUUAAAAUAUGUAUAUCAAUUAAAACAGAUGUGAAUUAAUGUUUUAGGUAUAUCGGGCUUGUCGCACACGUAACGAGCACAAUGCUUUAUUGCAAUAUGUAUGUAUGAAUAGUUACAUAUAUGUAAUACCUAUGUUUAGAGCUUUUACUCUUUGUUGAUAUUUUUCUUGAUUUCUUUGUUAAUCGAUGCACAGUGUAUCACAAUUCUCAUUUCCAAAUCACCCGAUAUUGCUUCUUAAUCUUUUUCAUUAUUUUGCAGAACUUGUACCUAUGAACGAAGGCCUAGUUAAUCAUUGAAGUAACAAACUAUAGUGCUACGAGUUAACGUAUUUGAGUACGGUUUGGUGCUAUUUAGGCUUCUGUUAGUUAAAAGGAAGUGGAAAGAAGAAGUGUCCCAAUACCUGCCCUGUUUGUCUAUGUUUUCCACGUGCAAGGAUAAGAGAUUCUCAGUUAGGCUCUCCCAGAGUUCUCUUAAGAUUAAAGGCCACUUGUGGAUGUCUCCUCCUAUAAUUACUCUUAACCAAGAGAAGCCUACGUUGCACCUGAGUGUACAUACCGCCCAAGUUGUGCCUUGGAUGCCUUUUAUAUUAUAUGUUCAUAAUAAUUAUGAAAGUAUGAGAAGUAGUUUUUACUAUAAUAUACGAUGGAACGAAUGGAUGGAUCGUUUGCUAAAUAGUCUUACUAGCAAACUGUGUAAAAUCAAGUUUUUGCCUGCAAUGAUGAAUUUGAAUUAUAAAGAUAUAUUUAAUGAUAUAAUAAUUUUGCAGAGGGGUAUGUAUAUGAAUGUAUAUAAAUGAACUAUCAUGAUUGGUGAUUUGGAAAGAGACUCGUGAUUAAUUCUAGAUGUCAGUCAGUGUAAAUAAAUUCUUUUAGUUGUAAAAAAAAAAAAAAAA